Messenger RNA from Drosophila busckii, 779 nucleotides. RefSeq lists its product as uncharacterized. The record is from RefSeq and is a predicted model, not a curated record. The coding region runs from base 113 to 763 and encodes 216 amino acids. The transcript has a single exon. NCBI's taxonomy places the organism in Eukaryota, Metazoa, Arthropoda, Insecta, Diptera, Drosophilidae.
UAAUUGUGUGCGCGCCGGCAAAGAGUUUAGAAGCAAGCGCGUCGCUAGUGCUUAAAUUUAAUAAUAAAAACAAUGCAAUUGUUCAAAUCAAACACAAUAAGUACACAACAAAAUGCCAGUGCUUAACAACAAUUUACAACAACAAAUUAAGGAUAAUCAGCAAAAUGUGCUGGGCGUCAAGCAAAUGUUGCCCAGCAUUAAUGAACUGGAAAAGGAGCAAGAGCAAGAGCAGGAGCCCGCUGAGGAGUACAAGCAAAGCUUUGAGGCGGGUUUGACUCUGACCACGCAGCAGCAGCAGCAGCUAAAUAGCACCUUCAAAGAGACUGAAUCCUCGCCAGCAGCGAGCAGCUUCAUCAGCAAACAACCGUCCAAUAGCAGCAAGCAUUUUGAAAACACCAUCAAGCUGCUGGGCAAGCAGCUCGAGAGCAAUUGUCAGCGCCAGGCGGACAAGUUGCAACAGCUGGACCAAACCAUGGAUAGUUUGGAUAGUCUUAACAGCUCCUGUGCCUCCAUGUCUGCCAUUGUGCAUGGCACAGAGCCUGCGCCCACGCGCCUAGAACUCGAACUGGAGGCUGUGGAUCGUAUGCGCUGCAUUGUGCAACAAAUGAAGCACGACAACAGAGCAACAACAAUAACAACAACCGAUGCUGUUUGCGUGGGUGCGACGGCGCCUUUUCUUGCGCUGCUACAUGACUUUGCUGCCAAGGGAUACAAUCAAAGCAAGACGCCACACCAGCUACGCCCACCUCGAGUCCCAUCAUAGGCGCUCUGUCCGAGCA